Messenger RNA from Tympanuchus pallidicinctus (lesser prairie-chicken), 1778 nucleotides. RefSeq names its product doublecortin domain containing 2B (gene DCDC2B). The transcript is spliced from 4 exons. Gene Ontology annotation, biological process: intracellular signal transduction. Lineage: Eukaryota; Metazoa; Chordata; Aves; Galliformes; Phasianidae. The record is from RefSeq and is a predicted model, not a curated record. The coding region runs from base 486 to 1118 and encodes 210 amino acids. Gene Ontology annotation, cellular component: microtubule organizing center; microtubule.
UUUUGACCCAGGGCAACCAGUGCAAGGGGCAGCGUAUCUGCCAUGGCGUGGAUGUUUGUCCACCAUGUGCAGAAUGGAAACCUGCUGCACGCUUCAUGCAGUAGCAAGUGAUGGCAAGGGGAUGACAGCUUCAGGUAUUGCUGCUCUGGGUGACAUGCAAGCUGCUGCCAGAGAUACUGGCACUGCCCCUCUGAACUGCUUCAUUUGAACCUGUUGGCCAUGGUAGUGAGCGUGGGGUGAGGUUUAAAGAGCUGUGUGGUUCCUGGUUCUCAGAUGGCAGUGUUUGCAGGUUGUUUGAUGUGGCUUCAGCCUGGCCCACAGCUCCUGCUGCAGCCGUGGUGACGGACAGUUGCUCAGGGGACUGAGGAGGAGGGGCAGCAAAACACAAAGGCGGCUGGUCAGAAGGGCGCAGGCUGAGUGGGAGAGCUGCUGGAGCUCUGCUCCCUGCUCUGCGUCUGUCUGUCUGCUUCUCUGACCCAUGGGGAAUGAGCUCCCGGCGCUCAGCUCUGCCUUGUCCGGCCAAGAACGUGGUGGUGUAUCGCAACGGCGACCCCUUCUUCCACGGGAGGAAGUUUGUGGUGAACCAGCGGCGGCUUCUGACCUUUGAGGCAUUUCUGAGCGAGGUGACCGAGGGCAUUCGUGCGCCCUUGGCUGUGAGGAAUCUCUACACGCCCCAGCAUGGCCGUCGCGUUGCUGAGCUGGCUGACCUGCAGGAUGGGUGCCGGUACGUGGCUGCGGGCUGUGAAAAGUUCCAGAGGCUCGACUAUUUAAAUCAUGGGAGGAAGGAGCUCCGUGGGACAAACAAGAGCAACAGUGUGCAGCCCUGCGCCGCAGCCCCCUGGAAGCGCAGCACUGCAGUGCAGCAGCAGAAGCCCACCCACCUUACAGUACACACUACAGCUGCACACCUCAGGAACUUCAGGGACGGAGGCUCAGCCCCCAGGCAGCCCAUGUCAGUGCCUGACCACCCUCCUGGAGAUGGUCUUCCCAAUAUCCAACCUGAAUGCUGCCCCCACACGAACAGUUCCUCCUUCCACCACAGCUGUCUGCUGCAAACACGGCAUGAACACGUGCCUUCUGCCCCUUCUUCCACAAUCCACCUCAUCAGAGGAAACUGAACAGAAAUGCCCGUAGUUCAUCACAGAUCUCACGGUGCCUGGUGACACCAGGGGCAGGGUUGAUGUUUUCACAACUGCUAAUGAAAGGUUUCUGCUCGCUGCCUUGCUUUGUGCUCUGGCUUGUUUCUGCUGUAGUGUCUUUCGCAAUGGGGAUUUGCUGAGCCCCCCUUUCCAGCUGGUGAUCUCCAAGAGCACUUCAUGGCAGUGGGACGCGCUCCUGGCUGUGCUGACAGAGAAAGCUGAUCUGUGCAGUGGAGCUGUUAACAGGUGGGUAUGUGGGCAAGGCACUGCUGGGCCUUCUUUCAUUGUGCCCAGGAACACAGGCAGCACUCAAUAGCUGCAGGACCAGGAGUUUGAUGCUUGUAGCACGCUUUGGCAAUUCCGAUUGCUUUUCGGUUUUCCCACCUUUAAAGCAAUAACACCAACGCCUUUGCUCUUGGUCUCAUUUACCACUUUGCACUUGUUUGCCUCCACACUGAGGGGCUGUUCUCUAUCUUGCGACUUCCCCUCAUGUUGCUCCGAAUCUCUUGGUCUCUUUCCCGAGGCUCUGCAGCCUGGAUGGCACACUGGUGUCUGCUGGGGAGGAACUGGUGAACGGCAGCUACUAUGUGGCAGUGGGAAGUGAGGAGUACAAAAAGCUGCCUUACAUGGAGCUGCUGG